Caenorhabditis elegans is the source of this 1590-nucleotide messenger RNA. It is a transcript of the gene frpr-17, whose product is annotated as G-protein coupled receptors family 1 profile domain-containing protein. Gene Ontology annotation, cellular component: membrane. NCBI's taxonomy places the organism in Eukaryota, Metazoa, Nematoda, Chromadorea, Rhabditida, Rhabditidae. Gene Ontology annotation, molecular function: G protein-coupled receptor activity. Gene Ontology annotation, biological process: G protein-coupled receptor signaling pathway; signal transduction. The transcript has 8 exons. Bases 61 to 1272 code for a protein of 403 amino acids. The record is from RefSeq and is marked reviewed.
AGAAACUCAACCCCCUCAAAUGGAAACAGUAAAGUACAAACUGAAAACAAGUCACUAAAGAUGGAUGAUUCCGUGGAUAUUUAUGAGCAGGCUGCACUGAACAUGUCAAUACCUGACGGAUGCGAUGUCAAUCGAGUUGUCUACGCAUCAAUCAAGCAGUUAAUCAGUCAUGAUAUUAUCGAUCCAAGCUCAGUGGGAUUUCAAAACUGUGAACCUUUGUGUGGAAUAUGUUACCAUGGAUCCAAAGAGUGGGAUUACAUUCGCUUCAAUAUUAUUGUGAUCGGAAUAAUUCUUCCUAUUGUUGGAGUUUUUGGCAUUGUGGGAAAUGCUAUUUCAGCUUUUGUUUAUAGUCGUCCAGAAAUGCGAUGUUCCACUAACUUGUAUCUUUUCUCACUUGCGUGCUCCGAUACGGGUGUUGUUCUAACCGGAAUUUUUUUAUUCUCCCUCGAAACAUUCCGUCCAUUUUCGCUGACUGUUGCGAGAAUUUCUGGACAGUUGUCUGCAAUCGUGUAUCCAAUGGGCAUGAUUGCUCAAACGUGCUCCGUGUAUUUCACCGUUUGCGCUGGUGUUGAUUGUUUUGUGCAGGUUUGCCUUCCCGAAAAAGUGCGACGAGCAUUUUCCCGCAAAGAAACUGUUCACUUUCUUGCUACAUGCGUUGUGAUAUUCUCAGUUCUCUACAAUGUUCCACACUUUUUUGAAGGAUUCGUCAUUGAUUGUUAUCAUCAAGAAUUGGGUGGUAUGAGUAAAGAAGUGUGUCCAGCUACUUUGAGAUAUAAUGAAAUGUAUCAGUCAAUAUAUUAUAAAUAUAUGUAUGCAAUUUUUCUUGCCGUCGGUCCUUUGUUCACAUUGAUUAUUCUCAACACAUUGAUUAUUGGUUUCUCAGUGUUCGGGUCAAGUGCCUCUAAUAUGGAUGAUACUAUGUCAUUAAUUCUUGUUGUUCUGCUAUUCAUUUGCUGCAACACAAUUGCCUUGGUCAUAAAUAUAUUUGAAAGUUAUCUAUCGGAGACGCUGGGCAGCAAAAUUAACUACAUAGUGGAUUUGUCAAACUUUUUAGUGGUUUUUAAUUCGAGUUUUAACAUAAUCAUCUACAUCAAAUACUCCCGGCCAUUUGCUGACACUCUUUUCUCCUACUUUUGUAACCGAAAACCAAUAACCGACAAUGAUGGACCCGGACCACCGAUGUUGAUCACAGAAAAACCAUCUCGGUCAAAAAAGUGUAAAGAGACAUUGUCUCGGUUACUAGUCGCUUCUCAACCAGAGGUACUUAUUUGAGAAGAUGAUAUUCGUCUGAUCAGACCUCUUCACAAUUAGCUCCUCAAAUCGAAACGGAAGUCGUAUAAAAUCGACUGCAUUCUAAUUCUCGAUUACGGCCAGACAAAAGAGCUUCAAUACUGAUGCACAUUUCUUUAUUAUUGUGAUAUUGCUUCUAUAGACUUUUUUCGAAUGAUUAAUCUCAUGCUUUCAAUUAUUUCUGGUUUCAAGCAUGAAAUAAUUCAAUUUAUCUACGAAUUUUUGCUUGAGCAUUACAAUGAGCAUCAUUCCAUUAUUUUUAUAUUGGCAUUUGUUUUUCAAUAAACAUUAAGAUACUAA